ACAUGUGGACUACGUUGGUCCAUGUUUCUCCAAAUAUUUGGUGUGUGGCCAGGAUUCACUGUCUUCAGAUUCCAUACCAAUGGCAACUUCCACCCUCUCCCACCAAAGUGCACGGCCGUUCCCCACGGCGUGCGCCAGUUCCGGCCCACCAAGAACCGCCGUUAGCCUACGGCGGCACCUCCCACCUUUCCCCAAGCCCCGAAAACUUGCUCUCAGUGUAAAAAACAGCAACCGCUUCAAGUGGGUCAUUCAGUCGAGCUUAGCGGAGCAAAGCCCACCCAAAACGUUCGACAUUCAAGAACUCGUGAGAUUUCUUUAUGACGAUCUCACACACCUCUUCGACGAUCAAGGUAUCGAUAAAACGGCCUAUGACGAACGUGUCUUCUUUCGAGACCCUAUUACCAAACACGAUACUUUGAGCGGCUACCUCUUCAACAUUGCGCUACUCAAAACAAUAUUCAAGCCCCAGUUUCAGUUGCAUUGGGUCAAACCGACAGGACCGUAUGAGAUAACUACUAGGUGGACCAUGGUUAUGAAAUUCGCUCUACUUCCUUGGAAACCGGAGCUGAUCUUUACUGGAACUUCCGUAAUGGGCAUUAACCCAGAAAAUGGCAAGUUUUGUAGCCACCUGGACUUUUGGGAUUCAAUACAGAAAAAUGACUAUUUUUCUUUCGAAGGUCUGUUGGAUGUGAUCAGACAGUUGAGGAUUUAUAAGACACCGGAAUUAGAAUCACCAAAAUAUCAAGUAUUGAAAAGGACGGCAAAUUAUGAGGUUAGACAGUAUGAUCCAUUCAUAGUUGUCGAAACAAAUGGAGACAAGCUAUCUGGGUCUACAGGCUUUAAUGAUGUUGCUGGAUAUAUAUUUGGAAAGAAUUCCUCGAUGGAGAAGAUACCAAUGACUACCCCUGUAUUCACUCAAAGCAAUGAUGCUGACCUGUCCAAAGUUUCAAUCCAAAUAGUUCUUCCAUCAGACAAAGAAACAGAAAGUUUACCAAGUCCUAAUCAAGAAACAGUUCGCGUGAGAAAGAAUGAGGGAGGCAUUGCUGCAGUAAUGAAGUUCAGUGGAAAACCCACAGAGGAUAUUGUUUGUGAAAAGGAGAAAAUCCUACGCUCCAAUAUCAUUAAAGAUGGUCUUAAACCUCAGAUUGGUUGUUUGCUUGCACGAUACAAUGAUCCGGGUCGGACAUGGACCUUUACAAUGAGGAAUGAAGUGCUCAUAUGGCUAAAUGAUUUCUCGUUGGAUUAGCAUCAAUGCAGAAACCGUAGCUGUUGUUAUUAUCACUGCACACAACUAAUUUUUCCAUCAUAUAUGAGUAUAUGAAAAAUGUUGUUAAAAGUUCUCUGGUAAAGAAUGAGAGAUGUUUGGAAC
Molecule: messenger RNA, 1369 nt
Organism: Vigna umbellata (rice bean)
Lineage: Eukaryota; Viridiplantae; Streptophyta; Magnoliopsida; Fabales; Fabaceae
Gene: HBP5
Product: SOUL heme-binding family protein
Source: RefSeq, a predicted model, not a curated record